This is a messenger RNA of Emiliania huxleyi CCMP1516, 987 nucleotides long. It is a transcript of the gene OMT1, whose product is annotated as 2-oxoglutarate/malate translocator. The transcript is spliced from 8 exons. Lineage: Eukaryota; Haptophyta; Isochrysidales; Noelaerhabdaceae. Gene Ontology annotation, molecular function: oxoglutarate:malate antiporter activity. The coding region runs from base 1 to 987 and encodes 328 amino acids. The record is from RefSeq and is a predicted model, not a curated record.
AUGCCUGUUCUCAACACCUUCCGCACGGAAAACACGACCGUAUUCACGGGUGCGCAGAUCGUUGCGGCACCGCCAAAACAGGAGGCAAAAUCCGUCCUCACUGCGGCCAAACCCUUCCUCACCGGCUCGAUCGCGGGCUGCUUUUCGACGUGCUGCAUUCAGCCGAUGGACAUGAUCAAGGUGCGGAUUCAGCUGAAUGCGGCCUCCGGCGCCGCCGCCUCGCCCGUCGGCAUCGCCUCCAAGAUGAUCGCCGAGGAGGGCGUCGCCUCGCUCUACGCAGGCCUAUCUGCUGGGCUCACCCGCCAAGUCGUCUACACCGGCAGCAGGCUCGGCUUGUAUGACGUCUUUACCGACAAGGCCAAGGAAGCAAACGGCGGCAAGCCGUUGCCGCUCCACCAGACGGCGCUGUGCGCGCUCGCGGCGGGCGGCAUCGCUGCGGUGGUGGGCAACCCAGCCGACCUCUCCCUCGUGCGCAUGCAGGCCGACUCGAUGCUCCCGCCCGCCGAGCGGCGCGGCUACUCGUCGGUGGUCUCUGCGCUGCUGUCGAUCGUGAAGCACGAGGGCCCGCUCGGCCUUCUCAAAGGAGCUGGCCCGACGGCGACGCGGGCGAUGGGCCUCAACCUCGGGAUGCUGGGCGGCAACACGGAGGCGAAGAAGCACCUCAAGCAGGCGGAGAUAGGCGGAGAGAGAGGAGAUGGCAACGCGCUCAUCUUCUCCGCCUCCGCCAUCGCCGGCUUCUUUGCGAGCGCCUUCUCGCUCCCCUUCGACUACGUCAAGACGCAGAUCCAAAAGCAAAAGCCGGACGCCGCCGGCCGGCUGCAGUACGCGUCGUCUGCCGACUGCGCGCUGCAGACGCUGCGCGCGGGCGGGCCGCUCCGCUUCUACGCCGGCUUCCCAACCUACUACUUCCGCAUCGCGCCGCACGCGAUGAUCACGCUCGUCGCGGCGGACAAGGUGAAGCAGGCGUGGAAGCGGAUGGGCGUCUGA